Messenger RNA from Condylostylus longicornis, 1296 nucleotides. RefSeq lists its product as uncharacterized. The record is from RefSeq and is a predicted model, not a curated record. NCBI's taxonomy places the organism in Eukaryota, Metazoa, Arthropoda, Insecta, Diptera, Dolichopodidae. The transcript is spliced from 5 exons. Bases 1 to 1296 code for a protein of 431 amino acids.
AUGGAUGAACAUAAACAAGGACAAAAACCUAUAAAUGUCGAUCUAAUAAAAAAUAGAGGAAAAGGUAUGGGUCUAUUUUCGGAUAAAAUUUUCGCAACACCAAUAAAAAAUCUUGUAUCAUUGUCCUCAUGGAAUAACACAAGUAAUGGUAGUAGUAGUAAUAGUAAUAAUGGUGGUAACAGCAGUAGUAAUAAUAGUAUAGAAACCGGAAGAGGAAAUGCAACAAAUGAUAUAAAUGAAAUUAUAGACAAUAAUGAUGAUGAUGAUGAUGGUGAUCAAACAAAAUUUUAUUCAUUAUCAAAUUCUCAAAACAUUACACAUUCAUCAAUAAAAUAUAAUACAGCAAUGAACUAUUAUAAUUAUUUCAAUAAUAGCAAUAAUAGUAAAUGCAAUCAUCAUAGUUCUUUAUAUUUAUCUUGUAUAUCGUCUAGUCGUACACCACCUUCUCCAUCACCACCAUCACCUCAACAAUUCUUAUCAUCUCAGCAACAAUCAGAACAUCAGCAAAAACAGAAACAAAGGCAUCAACUAUCACCAUUACCAUUACGUAAUAUACUGCCAUCAUAUUAUAAUGGUAUACAAACAGUAAAUGAAAAAUCUCUUUCACCAUUAUCUACAACUUCAACAACAUUAUCAACGUCAAUGUCAUUGUCUUUAAAACCGUCACCACCGCCGCCGCCGCCGCCACCACUACCACCACCACCAUCACUACUACUGUCAUCAACAUCAUUAUCUUCUGAUUUAAUUCAUUGUUACUCUAUCAACAAUAAUAGUAAGAAAUGUAAGAGUACAAGUUUUAAUAGUUUUGAUUGUUAUAAUAACAUUUCACAAAAAUAUAAAAACAAUGGAAUAAAAACAACAUCAAUGACAGCAAUAGCAUCAAAAAAUCCAACAUCAUCAUCGACAUCAAAUUAUAAUAAAAUGCAACAACAAAAUCAAGCAGCUGCAUUGAAAAUCAAAUCUAUACGACGUACUUUAAAUAAAGAUGAUGAUGUAUCUGGACAUAAUAGACAAAAAUCAUUAAAAGCAGUUUUAACAGAAUUACAAACAUCAUUGGCUUUAGCUAAAAAUGAUAUAAAUUAUAAAGAUAAUUUAAUAUCAACAGUAAAAAGGCCAACAACAAUUAGUAUACCAUCUGAUAUGAAAAUAACACCAACAGUAAUUACAAUGCCUUUUUUAUUUAAUAGUAAAGAAGUUUUAAGUACAACAACAGCUUCUAAACAUAAUUAUAAUUGUGAUAAUAGUAAUGGUCAUCACAAUGUUGAAUUUAGCGUUAAAGCUAAAAUAGGAGAAUAA